Messenger RNA from Penicillium angulare, 1620 nucleotides. RefSeq names its product AATF family protein. Gene Ontology annotation, cellular component: nucleolus; nucleus. Gene Ontology annotation, biological process: maturation of SSU-rRNA from tricistronic rRNA transcript (SSU-rRNA, 5.8S rRNA, LSU-rRNA). NCBI's taxonomy places the organism in Eukaryota, Fungi, Ascomycota, Eurotiomycetes, Eurotiales, Aspergillaceae. The transcript is spliced from 3 exons. Bases 1 to 1620 code for a protein of 539 amino acids. The record is from RefSeq and is a predicted model, not a curated record.
AUGGCGCCCACAAAAGCACGUUCGCUGGCUGACCAGCUUGCGGAUUUAGAAGAUCCGACUCCAAAGGACUUCGAUCCCGAAGAUCUUGACCGUGAUGUUUCCUCCAGCGACGAGGGCGGCGACAAAACGUCUGACGCAAAUGCUGGAAGAGAGCAUUAUCAGGCUGUUGGGAAGGGAAAGCUCCGAAAACAAGAGGGCAUCAAGCUGGGAAAGGAGUACGCAGGUGCUCGUGUAAGCAGGGAUGCUCUCAACGCCGAUAGUGAUGAUGACCCGUUUGCGGCCCACUCUGGGGAGAGCGACGACGAUCAAGAUUCAGACGAGGAGAUCGACUCCAACGCGGAGGAGGACAACGACGGCGCACUUACAGGCUCAGACUCUGCGUCUGACGUAGACCUCGACGGGUCCGAAAAUGAAGAUGAUGACGAUUCGGACGACAUCACUAGUGGGGAGGGGGACGAGGAUGACGGGACUGAAGCGAGUGAGAGCGAUGACUCCGACGAAGGCGCACCGCCGACGGCGAAGCGGAAUGCGAAAUCUGUCAAGCACGGCAGUGCGAAGCCCGAUGAUCGAGAGGAACUGCGAAGAUUGAUGGCCUCCGAUCAGAAAACAAUAGCUGCUACUAUCUCUCAAGCGGCCAAAGCAGACGCUGCCAAGGGAAAGGCUGUUAAGGCGCAACGUAUCACUUUUGACUCGUUGCUCAACACACGCAUCAAGCUUCAAAAAGGACUGUCAGCAAUUGACGAGAUGUCUAGCUCUGUAGUGAGUGGCGAGAAAGAUGCGACGGCAGACAGUGAUGAGGGGGCGGCAGAUGAGGAUGCGAUCAAAUCAGCUGAGUCCGCAGCACUUGCUCUUUGGUCCACCCUUGAGGAGCUACGCACUGCGCUUGCAGACGCUCACACCAAGGAUGGUAACAAGAAAAGGAAGAGACUUUCGCCUGUCACUCCUGCCACCGAAUCUGAUUUACUUUGGCAACGCAUGGCUGAUUUAGAAUCCGAAUCGCUGGCUCACCGCCGCUCUACCCUCGAUAAAUGGUCGUCUAAGGUCAGAGGCAACUCGUCUUCUCUCCCCAACGCCAGAGGCAAAUUGCUUGGUCCUUCUGGCCAGCAAACCAUUACUGCUGUUCUCGAUGCCCACGUUGCUACUGAACUUGGCGAUCGAUCGUCCAAACGUGCCCGUCAAUCUACCGGUGCCAACUCGUCUGAUGCCCCUCAACCAAUUUAUGACGACACUAUCUUUUACCAAUCGCUUCUGCGCGAUCUUGUUGAGCAACGCAUGUCUUCAUCGGAUGCCAUGACUGGUGGAAUGGAUACCCUCCACCAGCUGCCAUCUCGCCUACCUAUCCAUCCUGUCACCGGUAUGCGUAACGACAAAGUCAAACGAGACAUUGAUACCCGCGCAUCAAAGGGUCGCAAGAUGCGUUUCAAUGUUCACGAAAAACUUCAGAACUUCAUGGCCCCCGAGGACCGGGGCGUAUGGACGACGGGUGCCCGUGAAGAGUUCUUCGCUUCUCUGCUUGGCAGGACUGCGAGUGGACUCCUGGGCGAAGGUGAUGAGAGCGGUAGCGAGGAAGAGAGUGACAACGACCGCGAAGAAGGUGGCUUGAAACUAUUUCGCAACUGA